GAGACUUCUACUGUGUAACUGGACCAGGAUAGCAGAAAUGAAGGUCCAACUAAGCGUGGUAUUCUUCGUUCUAAGUGGAUUAUUCGCAACAACAGUUCUAUCGGAAGAAAUCGAAGUGACCGAGAAAAGUCUAGAGAAUGGCGAAGAGAUCAGCAGUAGAAACAAUGACAAAAUCAGUGAAGAAAACAGCGAAACCUCGGCCAGUAGUAACAACAAGAAUGUCACGACUUAUAAGAACAAUUGGUCUUCAGCACCUCAGCCGGAAGACAUUCAAAGGAUUAUAACCCCGGUCAUUAUUACGUCACCUCAUGCGGACCGGAAAAACAAUUUCUCUGCAAGCCCCAUGCUGGACGCCAUCUACAACCCAGAGUAUUACCAACUUAACCACGAACACUACCUGAAAACAGCUCAGAAACAUAACUCCCACACUUCCGAGCACCACUACUCGCCCACAGAAGGAGAUGAUGGGCAGAAGAAGCAUCAGUAUUCACAACCCCUGCCACCUGACCUUUUCCUUGCUCAGCAGUAUCUGAAAGUCCAGCAGCUGAAGGAACAAGAACGAAGUAACAAGCAGGGCUUCCCAAAGCCAGCUCUACCUGAAGCCAAAAGUAAUGGUUACAACUUUAACAGUGAUAGCAUAUCAUACAAGCCUUUGAAAUUUGAUACCGAUAUCCCAUCCAUCUUAUUCACUUCAGACAAAGGAUCGUCUAUGACGAAAGACAGUGGGUAUGACAGCAAAGAAGUUCCUUUCCAAUAUACUCUGCCGACUCCAAUGAAGGGUAACACCCACCCUUACCCAUACCAGAGUCCGUUCUUCAGCGGUGAGACUGACAUGGAACCUCCGACCACCUCGAGUAGCUCUACAGCCGCCAAACACUAUCAAGCGGGCAGCUGGAUAGAUGGCUACAAGACCGGCAUCACCUAUCAGGAAGGGGAGAAGACGAGUAUGUGGAAGAAAGUGUUGAACAUGCUGGCAGCUUUCAUACCACUCGGUCUGUUCCUAGCAGCUUUGCCCCCCAACAUUCUGACCAUCAACACCACGCAGCCGGAUCUACCGGGCCGUCUACGUUCAGUGGACCACGAGGAUUCUGGCAAAACUAAUUCUAUGUCGUUCCCCAUCCUUGAUUUGUUGGACAAGUAUGGGAUCGACUCUCUUGAUGACCCAGAGUGUGAAAACCGGAUAUUCUGCGAAAUGUCACGGCUGGGAGGGGAGCCAAGCGGAAACGUUGUCCAGAAAGCCUUUUGGCACCUUGCGCAUGACACCCCUGAUAAGACAGCGGAUGACAUGGGGAUGAAAGAACUAUUUAAGGCAGUGCGAACAAAUGCCUGCGAUAUCUACAGAUGUAAAGAACAGAAGCAAACUACAAUUACAGCCCCAACACCAAUACUGAAAGAAGAGAAACAGUAGUAAACGAAAAUGUAUAUUAGAGAUAACCACAUAGUAUUUCAGUACAACAUGAAAAUAGGCCACGACCGAAAUUUUCGAAAACUAUUUCUACUCAUUAUUCAAGAUGACUCUCCCAUAUAGAUGAUUUUACUUCUACAGGUGAAAGAGAAUGAAUAAGUAACCAAAGAGCAGAGCUGAAUACAGACAUCGUCUUAACUUGUAAGAUAUGCUCCUCUGCUGAACAUCUCUGUUUGUUAUAACUUGCGACAAUCUGGUAGCAACUUGUCGAUUUAUCAAUCAAUUUAAGCAGGCUUCUCAGCCAAAGUUCUAACAAAGUCUUACGUGCAAGAUUAUCUAAGUUUUAUGUAGCUUAUUCAGGGUAGCCGGGAUAACUCACUCACAGUAAUCAAUGGAUAAAGGCUGGACACAAGGCAUUUGAUUCCGGUCAGAGAUCUUUGCACCACAUUUAGGUCGACUUCUAUUCAAUAGGUACCACGAGCUCUUCGAGUGUUCAGCUAACUCACUUCUAUCUAACGUCAGGGUUAAAAAUUCGUAGUCCUAUAUCCACUCACCGGUACGUCUUCUUGAUGUGGUGCUUAAUCACGUACAGGCACAAGUUCAGUGUAUUACGCGCUAAAAUUUUAGUUUUAAAUGAAGAAAUAAAAACCCCUGUAUACAUGACUGUCUUCAUAUACUACAUAGUACAAUAAUUAUAGACUUAGCGGUAAAACAUUUUACAUUAUUAUAAUAACCUGAACUGAUAAUCAAAAUAUACGUAUGUUGUUGUAGUUUUAUAUUUAUG
Messenger RNA from Zootermopsis nevadensis, 2189 nucleotides. RefSeq lists its product as uncharacterized. Lineage: Eukaryota; Metazoa; Arthropoda; Insecta; Blattodea; Termopsidae. The record is from RefSeq and is a predicted model, not a curated record.